CGCGCGUUUGCGAGACUCGGUUGGUCCUCAGGGAGGGUGAGUCGGCGCGGCGGGCGCGGACUCGGGUUGUCCUCGGUCCGAGUGAUCCCUGGUCGCUUCCUGCACCCUCCCGCCUUCGGCACUGGGGUCCUCGCGUCCCCGGGGCCUCCAGUCGGGAAAGCGCGGGGGCUUUGCGGGGCCCUGAGCGCCUGGCGUGGGAGGUGGUCGAGCCCAGACACCCUCCCCCGCGGCGGCGGCGCGAGGUGGGCUUCGUUUGGCCGAGUCUCGCAGCUCCCCGCAGACCCCGCUCGUGGCACCCACGGUGUCAGGGGCCUGAGUAAGGCGAGCUCCAGCUGCGGCCUUUUCUCCAGGCCUGGGCCUACUCCCGGGGCCCGGACUCUCCCUCCUGCGAAGUCACCUUCUUCUAGGCCCUUUCUCUUUCUAUUUAUUGCCCUGGAAGGCCUAGGAUAAGUGACAGUGGAGGAAAGAACGGUGCCUUGGGUGGGGUAGGCUGUUUGUCUUCUCUAAAUUCUGGUUGCUAUUCCGGGCAUUCCUACUGUCAGGAGCCAGGUGGGAGGAUCCUCCUCCGGGGGUCACUGCUGCUUGGAUCAGCCCACCUGUGCCGGUGACCUGGGGCUUCCACCCACAAACCACUUCCUGGGCCAGAAGCUGCCGUAUGAAGACUCUUUUUCCCAUUCCGACCUCCCGGGGGAAUGCCUGGGCAGGUAGAGGGUCUGGAGUCAUUGGCUUGAUUGAGGUGAACGAUUUAUGUCAGAUUACAUCCCUGUGCCUGGUUCCAUCCUGGCGACAGGUCUCUCGGCCAGAACACGUGGAUGCCCACCCACCACUGAGCCUCAUGGAGGUGGUAACAUUUGGCGAUGUGGCUGUGCACUUCUCUCGGGAGGAGUGGCAGUGUCUGGACCCUGGCCAGAGGGCCCUCUACAGGGAAGUGAUGCUGGAGAACCACAGCAGUGUGGCUGGACUAGCUUUUAGUGACCCCACUCUCUGGUUUGGUUAUCUGUGUCCGUGCUUUCCACAUGAUGGCAACCUGUGGGCCUGGCCAUCAAGAGGUUCUGCAGCCUUUCCAGGAUUCCUGGUUUUCAAGCCUGAGCUGAUCUCCCGGCUGGAGCAGGGAGAGGAGCCGUGGGUCCUCGACCUGCAGGGAGCAGAGGGGACAGAGGCACCAAGGACCUCCAAGACAGAUUCUACGAUUAGGACUGAAAAUGAGCAGGUCUGUGAGGGCAUGGACAUCCUAAAAUCAGAAUCCUAUGGGACAGUGGUCAGAAUCUCCCCACAGGACUUCCCUCAGAAUCCUGGCUUUGGAGACGUUUCCGAUUCUGAGGUCUGGUUAGACAGUCACCUGGGAAGCCCCGGGCUGAAAGUGGCAGGCUCUACCUUCCAGAAUGACUGUUUGAGUGAGGAGACUGUGGUUCCCAAGACCUUCAAGGAUUUAGCCCAGGGAUGUAAGGAGCUGGGAAGCAGCGGCCUGGAUUGUCAGCCUCUUGAAAGUCAGAAAGAGAGUGCAGAAGGGACGUCCCGGAGAUGUGAGGGGUGUGGCAAAGGUGUCAGAGCCACUUCAGACAUCGCUCUGCAUUGGGAAAUUAAUACACAGAAAAUCAGCAGAUGUCAAGAAUGCCAAAAAAAGUUAUCUGACUGCUUGCAGGGGAAACAUCCAAGUAACUGCCAUGGAGAGAAGCCGUAUGAAUGUGCAGAGUGUGGGAAAGUCUUCAGGCUCUGCUCGCAGCUUAAUCAGCAUCAGAGAAUCCACACGGGAGAGAAACCCUUUAAAUGCACUGAGUGUGGAAAAGCCUUCCGCCUGAGCUCGAAACUUAUUCAGCAUCAAAGAAUCCACACUGGGGAGAAGCCCUACAGAUGUGAGGAAUGUGGAAAAGCUUUUGGUCAGAGCUCAAGCCUCAUCCACCAUCAGAGAAUCCACACAGGAGAGAGGCCCUAUGGUUGUCGUGAGUGUGGGAAAGCCUUCAGCCAGCAGUCGCAGCUGGUUAGACACCAGAGAACUCACACUGGGGAGAGGCCCUACCCUUGCAAGGAGUGUGGGAAGGCCUUCAGCCAGAGCUCCACCCUGGCCCAGCAUCAAAGGAUGCAUACUGGGGAGAAAGCUCAAAUUCUAAAAGCCUCAGAUAGUCCAAGCCUUGUUGCACAUCAGAGAAUUCACGCUGUAGAGAAACCAUUUAAGUGUGAUGAGUGUGGGAAAGCUUUUAGGUGGAUCUCGCGCCUGAGUCAGCAUCAGCUGAUUCACACUGGAGAGAAGCCUUAUAAAUGUAACAAGUGUACAAAAGCCUUUGGUUGUAGUUCACGGCUUAUUCGCCAUCAGAGAACUCACACUGGAGAAAAACCGUUUAAAUGUGAUGAGUGUGGCAAAGGCUUUGUUCAGGGCUCACACCUUAUUCAACAUCAGCGAAUCCACACUGGAGAGAAACCCUAUGUGUGUAAUGACUGUGGAAAAGCCUUCAGUCAGAGUUCCAGCCUUAUUUACCAUCAGAGAAUCCAUAAAGGAGAGAAGCCCUACGAAUGCCUCCAAUGCGGAAAAGCCUUCAGCAUGAGCACGCAGCUUACAAUACAUCAAAGGGUUCACACUGGAGAGAGGCCCUAUAAAUGUAAUGAGUGUGGGAAAGCCUUCAGUCAAAACUCAACCCUUUUCCAACACCAGAUAAUUCAUGCAGGAGUGAAGCCCUAUGAGUGCAGUGAGUGUGGAAAAGCCUUCAGCCGGAGCUCGUAUCUUAUUGAACACCAGAGAAUACACACUAGGGCCCAGUGGUUUUACGAAUAUGGGAAUGCCCUGGAAGGGUCCACCUUUGUGGGCCGUAAAAAGGUUAAUACUAUAAAGAAACUGCAUCAGUGUGAAGACUGUGAGAAAAUAUUUAGGUGGCGUUCACACCUAAUUAUACACCAGAGAAUUCACACCGGGGAGAAGCCUUAUAAAUGCAAUGACUGUGGCAAAGCUUUUAAUCGGAGCUCAAGGCUUACCCAGCAUCAAAAAAUUCACACGGGAUAAACCACUUACAUAUAAAUGUGUAUAUAUGUGAAUAAACCUACAGCCUUAACUUA
Messenger RNA from Symphalangus syndactylus (siamang), 3045 nucleotides. It is a transcript of the gene ZNF7, whose product is annotated as zinc finger protein 7. The record is from RefSeq and is a predicted model, not a curated record. Lineage: Eukaryota; Metazoa; Chordata; Mammalia; Primates; Hylobatidae. Gene Ontology annotation, molecular function: DNA-binding transcription activator activity, RNA polymerase II-specific; RNA polymerase II cis-regulatory region sequence-specific DNA binding. Gene Ontology annotation, cellular component: nucleus. Gene Ontology annotation, biological process: regulation of transcription by RNA polymerase II.